GCGCAAGACACACCCACGUCAAGCUUGUUCGCCCGCUUCGUUUCGAUGACGUGCCCUGCUCUAUCGAAGCCAACUGUCAACUGCAAUGGUGGUGUUGGCGACGUAUUCGACGACGGCCUGCAACAGUGACGACGAUGGCGAUGAUCGCUUGGUAUGUGAUGAUGGCGACGUCCGCGGUGACGAUGGCGAUCCCGACGACGAAGGCGACGAUGUUCGAAAAGGCGACGAAGGCGGUGAAGAUGACGGGCGAGAUGAUUUGCACGCCAGCGACGAAUUCACCGAAGAUGACUGCCAAGACGACGGAAGCGGUGAAGAUGGCUACGUUGGCGACGGACGUGGUGACGAUGGCGAUGACGGCGACGAAGGCGGUGAUGAUGGCGAUUAUGGCGAUGAAGGCGAUGACGUUAACAAAAAGCGACGAUGGCGACGAUGGCGACGAAGGCGCUGAUGAUGGCUACGAAGGCGACUCACCCGGCGAAGACGACUGCGACGGCGACGGAAGAAGCGCAGCGGGCGGCGGGGACUGCGUCAGGGAGCGAGAGAGUGCUGUCGUGCAUUUGCGAAGAACGCCCGCGUUCUUAUAAACACGUGUCACGCGGGGUGGACGCCAGCGAAGGAGCAGUAGGAAGGCCAGUCCAAAGUCAUUUCCAUGCUCCACCAAACGAUACAAAAAGCGCAGUGUCAUCGCGGGGAGCGAGACGAAAGGCGAAGGGUCGCGGGUGAGACGGCCAUGCAUCCGCUGCACCGCCACCCAUCGUCUGGCCACCCUUCCUCGAUUGUGGACAUGUAGGGACCCCCCAGCCCGAAAUUCUGCCCCCAGAAAUGACUCCAUCUCACUCCCCCAUCGUCCACACUCCAUGCCGCCCAGGAACGUACCCAACGACCGAACUCGCCUACCCCCCCAAACCACCCCCAACCAUGGCAUGCAUAUUGGCCGGGACGGGUUGAGCAUUCCCCUCCCCACCUCCGAAAUACAGCACCCCACCCGACGAUCUAGCAGGGCAUGAAAAGAGGUAGAUAAACAAAAAAAAAAUACACAACACAAGCUGCGUUUUGUACAACUGUGGUGACUGGACAUCCACAUUUGGAGGAUGUUUUUAAUUGAACCCAAGUACGCCUGUACUCCAUCGACGACAAAUUGAGUGUAUGCACAAUAUGAGCAAAUGCAUACAAAAAAUGGACGGCAUUACARACAACACCUUCAUGGCACCAUUGCAUUUCAUUUCAGGAGAAGACACCAAAACACAUGUUGGAGAGAAAGAGGGAGACGAUUUUAAUUGAACACAAGCAUUCCGAAAAUGAACGGCAUUAAAGAUA
This is a messenger RNA of Chara braunii, 1317 nucleotides long. The record is from the annotation of a GenBank genome assembly. Lineage: Eukaryota; Viridiplantae; Streptophyta; Charophyceae; Charales; Characeae.